Hevea brasiliensis (rubber tree) is the source of this 2042-nucleotide messenger RNA. RefSeq lists its product as uncharacterized. The record is from RefSeq and is a predicted model, not a curated record. Gene Ontology annotation, molecular function: phosphoglycerate dehydrogenase activity. The transcript is spliced from 3 exons. Bases 765 to 1700 code for a protein of 311 amino acids. Lineage: Eukaryota; Viridiplantae; Streptophyta; Magnoliopsida; Malpighiales; Euphorbiaceae.
CUUCAAGCAUCAUCAAGUGCAGGAGUCAGGUUAAGAUGGUGAUAAACCAACUCAAUUCCUUAUUCUUAUCACGACACCAGAGGGGAAGAGCGGCUGUUAAAAAUCUCUUGCAGUCAUAGAUUCACAAAUCUGAUAUAUAUAAAAUAUAUGAAAAGAAGUAUGCACAUCCUUUUCAAUUACAUCGGCCUUGUAAACCUGCACCAUUUCUUCUCUGAUAAGAUCUCAAUAAUGUCAAAUUCAGAGAGACCCCACUUCUCCAAUAUAAAUUAUAGCCUUGAAAAACUCCUGUAAAGUGCAAACUAUUACCCAUUAUUGCAUCUUGACUUGUUAUUUAAAUUUCAUCAAAUUCUAAAUCAAAUUAAGGACAACCCAAUUUUGUAUCUGUAAUUUAAGGAACUGGGUUGUUGUUUCUCGCUUUUUUUUUAAUAUAUAAAUUGAGGAUAACCCAAGUUUGUUUGCAGAAUCUGUAGGCUUGGUUGUGCUCUGUUUUUUAUUGGCAAGUUAAUUAUUUGCACGGAUAAGAUUUUUCUCUGAAAAAUCAAAAGCUCUCCUCUGUUUUUUUAAUUUUUUGAAGGGGACACAAGCUUUACCAGAGGCCUCAAAUUUAAUGGUAUUGGAUUGUGGAAGCCCCAAGGAGACGCACAAAGACUAGGUUCUGUGAUUAUUAUUCUCACAUGAGUUUUAUCGAAAUGGAUUUCAUCGAGUUAGCAAGCAAGUCAAAGUGGAAGGAUUUGAAUGAGGAGGAGGAAUAAAUCUUUUGGGCCAUGGAGAAUUCCUAUGAAACAUGUAAUGGAAAUGGGCUGUUGGAUAACGGUCAUACAACUACAAGACACACUCCUUAUCAACCCAGCAUUAAGGUACCAACACCUUGGCUUGAUUUAAGAGUGUUCUUUGUUCGUGUUAGCAAAUGUGAGAUUGAUGACUCAACUCCUGAGUUCCUUACAGUAAAUCACAUUCCAUUACACCCCGAUAUGCUUUUUGAAGUAAAUGGUAUUAGAAUUUCUGUCAACUCUGAUGGGCCAUCAAUCGUUCUUAGGAGGGAUAGGUUGGAUAAGAAGUCUGAAGAAGCUACAUUUGUUAGUACUGAUAGUAUAAGGAUUAAUGGGAGUGUGAAGUUUGAGGUUUUUGAUAAGGAUGUUCUCAUGUUAUCCGGGGUUCUUGAAAUGUGUAAUAGUAAUGGUCUUAUGGGGAAAUCAAGAGGCCAUGGCCAGAGAUGGAGCAUGAAUUGUGAAUCGGAUGUAACUGUAGGGACUAGCUUCCUGAAGGCAAAACAAUAUUUGGGUUCAGAUUCAGCUUCACCUACAGUUGAGGUCUAUGUUGCAGGAUCCUUCUCAGGCACUCCAAUUAUCUUAUCUAAGACUUUGCAGCUCUGUUUCGGUCAGAAGCAAAUAAGGAAAGGCAUGUUGGAUUAUAUACCAGAAUAUGAGGCAACUGAAGGCCUGGACUAUGUCUCAUCCAGAAUUCCUUUACAGAUGUCAGAAUACUCGAAUCACAAGCCAGAAAAUGAAGAAGACAAUCACUUGUACUCAGGAACAGAAUAUCUAGAAGGUGAAGAUGGGGAACUCUCGUGGUUCAAUGCUGGUGUUCGAGUAGGUGUUGGCAUUGGCCUAAGCAUUUGUCUAGGAAUUGGGAUAGGCGUGGGGUUGCUGGUUCAAACCUGUCAAGGCACCAAACGCAACUUUAGAAGGCGGCUACUAUAAUUAAAGAUUUUCUUGACGCCAGUAUGGCAUUACACUUUAUAUUCUCCCACUUAUAAUGCUAAAGUUGACUCUUGGUGUUUGCAGCAAAUUAUGAUUUGUGAAUAAUGUCAUUAUCUAGAUGCAGGAAUGUGUAACUUUUAGCUAUUGCUGGUUAAGCGUCUCAUCUGAAAUAAAAGGCUACUUCUUUCGAACCAGUGUUUCAACCCUUGAUUGAGAGUCUCCCAUGAGUUCCAUAUGUUAGUGUAACAUGCUGUUUGCCUUACAUCAGUGUUAAGUUCUUUGAAUUUGUUUAUUGUAGUAAGAAGAGUGGCAAUAGCAAUGAAAUUUUGUUAAUGUUGUUAA